Didymella exigua CBS 183.55 is the source of this 3449-nucleotide messenger RNA. RefSeq lists its product as uncharacterized. Gene Ontology annotation, biological process: establishment or maintenance of actin cytoskeleton polarity. NCBI's taxonomy places the organism in Eukaryota, Fungi, Ascomycota, Dothideomycetes, Pleosporales, Didymellaceae. Gene Ontology annotation, molecular function: protein binding. The record is from RefSeq and is a predicted model, not a curated record. The coding region runs from base 453 to 3011 and encodes 852 amino acids. The transcript is spliced from 4 exons. Gene Ontology annotation, cellular component: cell tip; microtubule cytoskeleton.
UCCAAACACAUUCUUGGAACGGCCCCUUCGCAGCAACACCACGACGCACAGCAGCACUGCAAUCGCCGCCGACUAUUGCUUCGGUUGCUGCUCGACUGCACACAUUGGCAUCCGCCCCCGCCAGCCGUGGCUGAUCCGUCCCAGUGCUACAGCAGCCGUGCGCGCCCUUGAAACGUUCGCUCCACCUCCGCACCGUCUACGAACGUCCAGCCACGCCUUCUCCCUCGACAUUCGCACUCGCACCGCAUGCGCUCUUCUUGAUACCCCAUCGGGCCGUCCACGUUCAUUACGGCACACACAUUCCUACAGCAACGCCUGCAUUGACACCCUCGCCGUCGCCGACGUCCUCCGCAGCCGUUCCUCGCAUUGAUUGCGCCGCACCCCAGCUUCUUGGCGGUCUCGACGACGACGAAUACCACGGCUCCCGGACGCACGACUGGACAUGAGCUAGGAUGACGCGCCCACAGAUAAUACGAGCAGACACCAUUGACCUGCAGGACAAAACGUCUCCCACCGCACAGGACCACUCGAACCAGCCAGAGCACCCAGCCCCGCUCGGCAUAGGGCCAGCUGCACCCCACCAGCAAGCCUCCUUGCGGUCUGUCGAGGACGAGCGCUCCGCCGAGGAAGAGCGUCUGCAGAAUGCCUGGAACAACGCUGGCACCUCGUUGAGCGAAGACCCCGGGUCUGACGAUGAACGCACGAUAAUGACCACCUCGAAUGCCCAAAAACAACAGCACAGCGGCGCCGACCAUGACGACGACAUGCAGGACGCCGACGUGGAGGACGACAUGGACGACGACAUGCUCGACAAGAUGUCGAGUUCACCUUCGAUUGACGAUGAGGAUAUCGACUUCGAAUUCGUCUACGCCCUGCACACUUUCGUUGCAACUGUAGAAGGGCAAGCCAACGCUACAAAGGGUGACACCAUGGUCUUGCUCGACGAUAGCAACAGUUACUGGUGGCUUGUCCGUGUUGUCAAAGACAGCAGCAUUGGCUACCUGCCUGCAGAGCACAUUGAAACUCCCACUGAGCGUCUGGCGCGCCUGAACAAGCACAGGAACAUCGAUCUUUCAGCAACAAUGCUCGGCGACACGGCAGAGAAGACCAAGAAUCCGCUGAAGAAGGCUAUGCGUCGACGAAACGCGAAGACCGUACAAUUUGGAGCACCUACCUACGUCGAAGCAUCCGAUUACGACUACUCGUCCGAUGAGGAGGGUGGCGAGCUUUUCGGUGGAUCGGAACCAAAGCAGGCCCAGCAGCAGCAAGAGCAAGAGCAACAGACUGUGCAGAAGUCCGAACCUGAGCAGGACGAUUCUCUCGAGGUCAAGCCCUUGAAGCUUGGCAGUAUAAAGAAAGUCUCCUCUGAAGAGUCGCGGUCAUCUAGUGAAGAGGCUAGCAAGGACGAUGAGACAUCGAGGACGAGUGACGAGAUGUUCGACAGACCACUGGACCAGAAGGUGUCACGCAAUGGCACGCUCCGCAACACAGACUCUUUCUUCAAAGACGAGAACACGGAAACUCGAAAGAUCACUCUCACGCCUAACUUGCUACGAGAUGACUCCAGUCCCUCCACGACGGGCCCCCGUGAACGGGGACCGAGUCUCGAAAGCCUCGAGAAAAACGGCUUUGCCGACAAGGUCAAGGAUGACAAGAAGAAGAAGGAUAAGAAGUCGGGUAUGCUUAGCGGACUGUUCAAACGCAAGGACAAGAAGGACAAAGACUCAAAGAGCGACAUCGAUACAGUGGAAGCUGAUCUGAAGAAGGCCGUGGAGAAGCCAGAACAGACUUCACCCCAAAGAGCCAACGCCAAGCCGGCGGAGGUGUCACCUGAGCGCCAGUCAGAAGAGCAACUUGGCCAGACACCAUCGAGGCAAUCAAGCAAAGGCAAACUGCAGAAGCAGCAACGCGCUAGAAACGACUCACCUAUUAAGACAAAGAGCAUCCUCAAGACCGAUAGUCCUAUGGAAGCUUCAGUCAAUCCAGAAAAUGACAUUGGUGUAAACGAGGCCGGACCAGCUGGUCAGCAAUCCGCCUCCACAAUGCGCAUAGUUUCGCCAGACCAAGGGGAAACACUCGAGAGAAAUAUGUCUGCGGAAGACCGCGUGAAGACACCCGAGAACCGGGUGAAGUCACCAGAAAGCCAAGGCGUCAUGGCUUCUAUCAGCUCCAAGAACCCGUUCAGAUCGAACACCACAACAGACAGCGCGCCAAAGCCAGAGAAGGUCCGCAAGGCGAAGGAAAGAGUGGCGCUAGACGACUUCGACUCCAGCACAGACGACAGCGACGAUCCGUUCGCGGACCCCGACGCGCAAGACAAGACGAGAGAGCAGACAGCUACUGAGCCCGUAGGACGUCUGUCAGAGUCACCUGUUCACGUUUCUGCUGCCGAUGCACAGCCAGCAGCCAGAGAGGUAGCACCCAUGAGAGAUCAAGAGUCAGAUGCACAACAUCCACCAGGACUUACAGGCGACAACUCCAGCGCCGACACUAGCUCGCGCGUCUCGACGCCUGACCUGGAGGCAGCUAGCCCAGAUACCGUCGUACCUGAAAAGCCCAAUGUUGCAGCUCCUCGCUCUGGAGUCUCACCUUCGCCUACGUAUCCCUCACCCAACGCCAACCUCGUCCCACCACCAUCUCGCGCCGCACCUACACCACUGAACGUCAACACUUCGCCCACGGUCUCGUCUGCACCGGUUUCGUCCGAUUCUACGACGUUGCCCGCAUGGUCGGACGCUAGCUUGCGCAACUACCUGGAGGACGGCAGCGAGAUCCGCGAUCUUCUGCUCAUGAUCAAUGACACCACUGGCGUUGUACCCGUGAGCAAGGAUCACCCACUCAUGAGCGGCCUCUAUGUCGAGGAGACAAAAGCAGCGCAGAACCUCAGCAGCGAGCUUGACAGGCUGCUUGCUGGCCUGAUGGACAACAGGAUGAAGCGCCAUGGAAGCGGGGCGAGCAAGAAGAGCCAGCUCAGCCAGAUGAGCAGGGCAAGCACUACCGGUCGCAUGUAGCGAUAGUGAAGCCUUGUCAACGCUCGAAGAGGAGGAGUUUCUUUUGAUAAUACCCUAGGGAUGCGGCGUUCUGCAAGGUUUUGAUUUCGGGAGCAAACGUGUCAUGUGGUACGAAAUUUUGGGCUUUGUUUUGGCCGCCGGUUAUAAUCGUCGCAUUUGCGCAUUCUUCGUUGAGAGCCAGCUGGGCCUGGCUUGUCGUGGCGGCGGUUUGAUGUUUCCUUGUCGUUGCGCAAGGGCGUUUGACGGUCCUUUUCUCUGGGCUGCGUCUUCGUGCCGGCUACUGCUGUGGUAGCUGGCUUCUCUUUUCGGCUUCAGACUUUCUCUGAUACCCUGUCAUGACUUGGUUGGUGGGUGAUUUUCCGAUUUUGUGUUAGAUACCUGCGGUGUAGUUGGCGGCACGUAUAUUAAUUCUUCUCCGCCUCACAGCGGCUACGCGAU